Messenger RNA from Columba livia (rock pigeon), 5044 nucleotides. RefSeq names its product Rho related BTB domain containing 2 (gene RHOBTB2). The record is from RefSeq and is a predicted model, not a curated record. Lineage: Eukaryota; Metazoa; Chordata; Aves; Columbiformes; Columbidae. Bases 716 to 2971 code for a protein of 751 amino acids. The transcript is spliced from 10 exons. Gene Ontology annotation, cellular component: cell projection; cytoplasmic vesicle; cytoskeleton. Gene Ontology annotation, molecular function: protein kinase binding; GTPase activity; GTP binding. Gene Ontology annotation, biological process: cortical cytoskeleton organization; establishment or maintenance of cell polarity; regulation of actin cytoskeleton organization.
AGGGAGUGAACAGCCUUUUAAUGAGGGAUGGUAAUUAUUGCUUUGUAGCCACGCCAUGCCCUGGGCAACCAUACCGUGCCACGGGCAACCAUACCAUGCGGUGGGCAUCUGUCCCGUGCCACGGCGUGGGCUCACUGGGGAGCAAUGGGAUGUGAGUCGGAUGAGACUCGUGUUUCUACUCCCACGGAGGAGAGGGGCUGUGAGUAGCUGCCCCACGCUCUGCAGAUGUUCCUGAGCCCCUUCCCAUGCCCGGUUCUCUUCUCCCGGCAAAGCCUCCUGCCGGUAAAGGGGCCCGUGCAAGCACCGCAGCCCGAGUGUUUCGACUGCAAGCGACAAUCGUGCUUUUGUUUUGCCUGGCAGGGAGGGGGGCAGGCGGGAAUUCGGCUGCCCAGAAAGCUGCCAGGAACUCUUUUAUGCCACAAUUAAGCACCUGCUACAAGAGAGCAAAUAAGCCAAAUCAUGCGGCUGGCAAACAAGCUUUACGUGUUCCUUCCCCGUGACCCACUCCAAGAAGAAAAAAGCUGAAAGCUGCAGCUCGCCUGCUCGCAGCUCCCGUUGCAGGGGAAUAAAUAGCUUUGCCGUGAAGCCCAGAGCUUCGCCGCUGGCUCACGGUGCUGGUGUGGGCACAGAGGCAGCACCGGGAGCUGCCUAUGCCCAGCUCGAAAGCCAAAGGGCUCCCCCCUCCCCAAAAUAAGAGCCUCCAUCUCCUUCUACUAUGGAGAGAGAGAUCCCCGUCCUGCGAGUUAGGUCCCAAUUAAUGGAUUCUGACAUGGAUUAUGAGAGGCCAAACGUAGAAACUAUCAAGUGCGUCGUGGUCGGGGACAACGCGGUGGGUAAGACCCGGCUCAUCUGUGCCCGCGCCUGCAACGCCACGCUGACCCAGUACCAGCUCCUCGCCACCCACGUGCCCACGGUGUGGGCCAUCGACCAGUACCGCGUCUGCCAGGAGGUGCUGGAGCGCUCCCGGGAUGUGGUAGAUGAUGUUAGCGUGUCCUUGCGGCUCUGGGACACCUUUGGUGACCACCAUAAGGACAGGCGCUUCGCCUAUGGCAGGUCCGACGUCGUGGUUCUGUGCUUCUCCAUCGCUAACCCCAACUCCCUGCACCACGUGAAGACCAUGUGGUACCCGGAGAUCAAGCACUUCUGUCCCCGCGCGCCCGUCAUCCUGGUGGGCUGCCAGCUUGACCUGCGCUACGCCGACCUGGAGGCCGUCAACCGGGCACGGCGCCCCUUGGCCAGGCCAAUCAAACCUAACGAGAUCCUUCCCCCGGAGAAGGGGAGGGAGGUGGCCAAGGAGCUGGGGAUCCCCUAUUACGAGACGAGCGUGGUGGCCCAGUUUGGCAUCAAGGACGUCUUCGACAACGCCAUCCGCGCCGCCCUCAUCUCCCGCCGUCACCUGCAGUUUUGGAAAUCCCACCUCCGCAACGUCCAGCGGCCCCUGCUCCAAGCCCCCUUCCUGCCCCCCAAGCCCCCUCCACCCAUCAUCAUCGUCCCGGACCCCCCUUCCAACAACGAGGAGCGCCCAGCCCACCUCUUGGAGGACCCUCUGUGCGCGGACGUCAUCCUGGUGCUGCAAGAGAAGAUCAAAAUCUACGCACACAAGAUCUACCUCUCCACCUCCUCCUCCAAAUUUUACGACCUGUUCCUCAUGGACCUGAGCGAGGGGGACCAGCAGAGCGCCGUGGGGCACGGCUUUGGCGGGGCGGCCGUCACCGCGGCUGCCGAGCGGAUGCUGCACCAAGAGGAGAGGCACCACGGGCGGGAUUUUCUCCUCCGAGCCGCGAGUUUUGAUAUCUGUGAGAGCACCGAGGAGAACGGAUCCGGCCAGCGCAAACCGUGCCUUAGAGCCUCCACCAGUGACGGGAUCCUGCGGGGCAACCGCUACGAGAACGGGGAGCACGGGCUGCGGCGGGGACGGGACCUCUCCUCUUGGAGCCGGGCGUUCACCAGCAUCCAGGAGGAGAUGGCAGAAGAUCCGCUGACCUACAAGUCCAAGCUGAUGGUGGUGGUGAAGAUGGAUGCUUCCAUCCAGCCAGGACCUUUCCGGGCCGUGCUGAAGUACCUGUACACCGGGGAGCUGGAUGAGAACGAGCGGGACCUCAUGCACAUCGCUCACAUCGCGGAGCUGCUGGAGGUGUUCGACCUGCGCAUGAUGGUGGCCAACAUCCUCAACAAUGAGGCGUUCAUGAACCAGGAGAUCACCAAAGCCUUCCAUGUCCGGAGGACCAACCGGGUGAAGGAAUGCCUGGCCAAGGGGACUUUCUCGGAUGUCACCUUCGUGCUGGAUGACGGUGCUAUCAGUGCCCACAAGCCCCUGCUCAUCUCCAGCUGCGACUGGAUGGCCGCGAUGUUCGGCGGCCCCUUUGUGGAGAGCUCCACCAACGAGGUGGCACUUCCUUACACCAGCAAGAGCUGCAUGCGGGCGGUGCUGGAGUAUCUGUACACCGGACAGUUCAGCUCCAGCCCCGACCUGGACGACAUGAAGCUCAUCAUCCUUGCCAACCGCCUCUGCCUGCCGCACCUGGUGGCUCUCACCGAGCAGUACACGGUCACCGGUCUGAUGGAGGCGGCGCAGAUGAUGGUUGACAUUGAUGGGGACGUGCUCGUGUUCCUGGAGCUGGCUCAGUUCCACUGCGCCUACCAGUUGGCCGACUGGUGCCUCCACCACAUCUGCACCAACUACAACAACGUCUGCCGCAAGUUCCCCAGGGACAUGAAGGCCAUGUCGGGAGAGAACCAGGAAUACUUCGAGAAGCAUCGCUGGCCGCCGGUGUGGUACCUGAAGGAGGAGGAUCACUACCAGCGGGCCAAGAAGGAGCGGGAGAAGGAAGACUACCUCCACCUCAAACGGCAGCCCAAGAAGCGGUGGCUGUUCUGGAACGCCUCCUCCUCCCCUUCCUCCUCGCCUUCAUCGUCGGCAGCCACAGCCUCCUCUUCCUCCUCCUCGUCCUCCUCCUCAGCUGUGGUUUGAGAGCCCGUCCUUGGCUCCAGCAUCCCUGGGAGGAGACGGGGAGGAGGAGGAGGAGGAAGGGCGGGAUGACCUGUCCAGCCGCAGAGCGGAUGCCACCGCCCGAAGCCCCAGAGGACACGGUGGUCGCAGGGACCUGUCCCCGCAGAGGGACGCGUCCCCCGAGCCCUGCAGAGCCCGAGCAGCAGGAGAAACUCAUGUUUACAGGAGCACGAGGGCUGUGUUGUGCUUUCAUUUUCAGCUUUUGUUUGGGACAUCAGCAGCAUGAGGAAGAAGAAGAAACCCAUCCCACUUCCAUUCUAAUUUGUAACCAGAAGCUGCACAAUAUGGUUUGUUUGUUGUUUUUUUUUAUCCAAUGGCAUCUUGCCACCCUGGGCAGCCGGAGCCGCUGUGGGGGUCUUGUCACCCCCUUCAACUUGCAGGGGACCCUGGUCCCCAAAUGCCACCAGGCACUGCAGCAUCCCUCCUUCUGCUCACAAGUGGGGUCUCCCCUAAUUGGGGGAGCAGGAGGGGACAGGAGCUCGCUCCUUCCCCCCUCUAAACUUUUCACCUUGUUUUUUUUUAAAAAAAAGAAAGAAAACUUAAUGCAAAAAAAACCCAGAAGAACCCCAAAUCCACCCCCACUCCCAACCUGCCACCCCAGAAACCAACCCCAGGCCCCUGGCUUGGGAUUUUAGCCUGGAAGGCUCCACUGUAAUAAAUGGUUAUUUUAAAAGCCCAGCGUGGUCCCUGUGUGUUUGGGAGGACACGGGGCCGCCUUGUGCCCGACUUGGGGUGACACCUGCACCCCCCUGCCAUGGACAGGGACAGAGGAGACGCACCGCAGGAUCCAACCAUCAAAAACAACGGUACAGAGACGUGGCUUUGCCAUCGGAUUAACUUUGCACGUCCCACCCGCGUCCUUGUAGGUGCAUGAACCCAGGAGACAGCACCGUGGCCACAGGGGCUUUGUGGGACCCAAACCUCAGCUCCGGGAAGGGGAAAAAGCUCCUUUGAGCCCACCCCUGGCCAAGAGGCUGCUGCUGGAGUGAGCACGGAGGGCUGAUCCAGGCAGGGAUGCUCCCAGCAGUGUCUCCUCCCGCUCCGCAUCACUCCUCUUCCCAGUACCGCACCCGAGAGUCACUGCUUUCACACGCUCAUCCCCGGAUGCAGGAGCGAGGUGGCAGCUCCAGCGAGCUUACACACGGUGUUCUCACACUUUGCAGCACCAGCAAGCAGGUAGGACGAUGAGUUUCUUUCCCUUUUGAAUAAUCUCAUUUGCCUUCCUCAGGCCAGGACUCCAACUCUCCGUGUCCCGGCGCUAAAUCCUGCGUGUGCCGGGCUCGGUGGGAGCUCCCUGCCCGGGUUUGCAUGUUUGGGAGGCAAAACGGGCUGCCCAGGAUGGGACCUGGGGCACGAAUCCUCCCGGCUGGUCACCAAGCACUUACCCCACACCCUGAGAAAUGACCUGCGUUAUGGAUAAACCCCAUGCAGCGCAAAGGCUGGCAGGCAGCUCCAAAGGGGGUUUUUGGGGCAAGCAGAGCCCUUGUCUCACUAAACAUCACAUGGAUUUGCAACGUGACUAUUGCAACACACAGAGCGGGGGCAUCGCGGUCCCCCCGGCAGCAUCAGCUUCGUCAUGGGGUCGGCAGCAUCGCUUGAUUGAAUUUCAGCCUCAGACUUUUACAGGCGAUUCGUGAGCACAGGACUCAGCACAGGGGAAAAGGCAGAGCCCAGGUUGGGCUUGUUCCCCGCAGCAGCAUCGCUGGGGGGACCGUUCCCGGCGGGAUGCUGGGGUGACACAGCGCUGAUGCCACGCGGAGCAGCUGCUGAGCAUCUGGUCCAGCUCCUUCCGUGCCCAAAACCUACAAGAGGCCGUGGCAGAACAAACAAACAAGAUGAGAAAUCAGGAGGCUUUUUUAAAAAAAGUUUAUUCUUCCUUCGUAAAGAGAAAUGUAAAAACUGGCUGGCCCAGAGCUCUGUAUAAAAAACACACAACCAUGCAUAAUAAAAAACCAAACACUACUAUUUUUAUAUUAGGUUUUAAGUUAAUAUAUGUACACGUUUACAGUUACUAAAUAAAUACAUAAAUACAAA